CAUACAACGACUAUCCAAAUGAUUUGGAGACGCACUUCACAAAGCAAUUGUAGCUUCCAGUCUAAUUUGCUGUGUGAAAUGGCAGGUGAUACUUUGAAGGCUUAAUCAUUUCAAUGAUCUAUUCACAUUGUCUGUGUGUGCUUUGCUCUCAAAGCACAGCGUGUUUGGAUGGGAACAUUUGGGUUCUUCCUGAAGAAUACCUCCAAAAGCUUUGCUAUAAAAACAUGUUUUUCAUUCUGGUUGGUACAGACUUCUCCCAACCCUCAUUUAGAAUUGUUCUGCCAGCAAUUCAGCAUUGACAUUGUGUUUUACCAGCAUAACUAAAUAGCUUCCUAAUAACAAGGGGACACAGAGUUUUAUGGCUUAUCAAAUGUUUUAAAUAUUUUUAUAGAUUCUGCUACCCAAGAGUUCAUGGAAGAAAAAUCUUUCUUCUGCCGCUUCAGUGCAGGAAAAGUGAAUAUAAAUGAGAAUCAUUACCAUCCAUUUCGUAUGACACCAUAUCUUAUUAAAAUACAAGAUAUAGAAGAUCAGCUUUGUUGUGUAUUGCUUGCAGAAAAGGUACACUCCGGUUAUGAAGCACCUAGAAUUCCACCUAAUAAAAGAAUCUUUACAACCAUCCAUACACCAAGUUGCUUAUUCCAAGAAGUAGAUGAAAGAGCUGUUCCUCUGUUGGGAUACUUACCUCAGGACUUAAUUGGAACUCCUGUUUUACUACAUCUUCAUCCAAGUGACAGAGCAUUAAUGCUAACAAUUCACAAAAAAAUACUUCAGUAUGGCGGACAACCAUUUGAUUAUUCACCAAUCAGAUUUUGUACUAGAAAUGGUGAAUAUGUAACUCUGGAUACAAGCUGGUCCAGUUUCAUCAAUCCUUGGAGUCGAAAGAUUACAUUCAUAAUUGGAAGACACAAAGUUAGAACGAGCCCUUUGAAUGAAGAUGUAUUUGUACCUCAGCACACAGAAGAAAAAAUGCAACAUCCUAAUAUUGAAGAAAUUACAGAGCAGAUACAUAAGCUAUUACUACAACCUAUAUAUAAUAGUGGCUCUAGUGGCUAUGGAAGUUUGGGCAGCAAUGGAUCACAUGAGCACCUAAUGAGUGUGGCUUCAUCCAGUGACAGCAAUGGGAACAAUGAAGAUACUCAGAAGAUACAGAAAACGAAUUCUUCUCAAAAUAUUUGUAAAAAUGGAAGUGUGGACAGAACUCAUGCCUUCUUUAAUUCUAGAUUAAAGCUUGAAAAUCAGAAGAAAUCUUACAGAGAGAAACCCACUGACUACCAUGAUCAUACCAAUAGUACCACUCAACUGUUUGAAAAUGAUGGCAUUGGGACUGCUUGUCAAAGGAGUCUAGUUGCAAAAGAAUCAACUUGGGGAGAACAAAUGACAUAUUCAUAUCAAGAGAUCAACUGUUUAGAUAAUGUUAUCAGAUACUUGGAAAGUUGCUGUGCAGUUGACACUAUGCAGAAAAUGAUUCACCCUACACCAUAUACUGAUGUAGCACUGAAUACUGAUAUACAUAGAGAGAAAAUUAAUGCUGAUACAACAAAAGCAUUCACAGAAAGGGGACAGUCAAAAACUCACAUAGGUCCUGCAGUGUUGGAAACAUCUGACACAUCCAAUGCUUCAGCUCUUAUGGAUGCUCAUUUAACUUCUUUGACUUUUCCUGGACAACCUGAAAGUGUAAUAUCUUUUGUCAGUCAAUGCAGCUACAGCAGCACCAUAGUUCAUGUUGGAGAUAAAAAAACACAGCCCGAAUUAGAAAUAAUAGAAGACAAUCUAUCUGGGAUAAAAUCCACAGACAAUCAAACUAUUUUUCUACAAUCUAACAGUUCAGAAGAGAACAAGGGAAAAGUUAUGUUUAAGAAAUUGGGCCUUACAAAGGAUAGCCUUGCAAUACAUACUCAAAAAGAAGAGUGGAGUUUUCUGAAUAAGUGUAAAGAAAUAAAAAGAUUCCAUAUUUUUAAGUGUGCUUGCAAUUGCUACUUUCAGAAAAAACCCAAAGGAUACCCAGAGGAACAUGAUAUGUGUGGAUUACACCAUGGUUGUGGAAUAGAUUUAUCUUGGAAGAAAAUUGGGAGGAUCAAGAAAUCUAAACAAAAACGACACAAGCAACAUGAUUCUUCAGACAGUAAAACAUCUGGUUCCCAACCCUUGCAUAAAUUUCUUCGGCUUAUCCCAAAUGGUGCAGAUUGUUCUCCAUCAAAAAAUUCACAAGCAAGUCAUCCAACUGUGCCAGUUUCAACAAUUAUGCCCACAGUUUUUCCAUCUACAGGAAUCACGCCAUCGGGUCCUGAAGUUUCGCUAUCUUAUUUUAAUGAAACACAGGAUUUCAAAAAACAUUGUCCUCUGCCAUUAACUGAGCUUGUUCCUCCCUUAAUGACUCCAGUAGUAGCACUUGUUCUCCCUAACUCUAUAUGUCCUCAGACACACAAUAGUAUUCCUCAGACAUCUUGUCUUGGGCCAUCUGGUAUUUCUGUUCAGCCUUCUUUCUCUUCACAAACUUUGCUUACAACACCUCCUUCAUUUGCUACCUCAAACAAUGUGCCUCCUGAGGCACAUUUUUCCACGCAACCAUUUUGUUAUAAUUCUCUAGCAUAUAGUGAAAAGAAUCCUGUUGUAGAAUGCCAAAAUAAGCUGUCCCAUUCCUGUACACCAGAGUCCCUGGGUCUACAAGAUCAGUCCUCAACGUUGUUCCAGUCACGAUGCAGUUCUCCUUUACAGUUGAAUCUUCUGCAAUUGGAAGAAAUGCCAAAAACGUUAACAAAUGGAAGUGUUGCUAUAGAGGAAAAAUAUGAGACUUUAACUGAUGGAGAGAUUGCAAAUAAACAAUUAAGCAGUAAUGAUAAAAGAAAAGCAUCUUGUUCUGUUAACGCACCACUGGAACUUCAGAAUAGUGAUGCCUUUUCUUUAUCUAUUGACCUACUUGAUUUACUUCAAGAAGACACAAAUUCAGUCACUGGAUCUGUUUCAUCUGCAAGUUUUGCUUUAGCAGCUGCUGAGUCUUUAGAUUCUGGAUCAAGUGGAUGUGAUAUAUCAAUCUGUGGAGCAGGAUGUAGUGAGACAAAUCAUGUCAGCAAGUAUAUUGGAAGUAUUAACUCCUCAGAAAAUAAUCCUAAAACAAAAUGUUCACAAAUGGAAGAUGUACAGUACACUAAAAGUGUUCUCCAGGAUCCUCUCUGGCUCUUGAUGGCAAAGGCAGAUGAUACUGUUAUGAUGACUUACCAGAUUCCAUCACGAAAAUUGGAAACUGUUUUGAAAGAUGACAAAUUGAAACUGAAACAAAUGCAGAUGUUCCAGCCAAUAUUUACGGAGGACCAAAAAAGGGAGUUACUUGAAGUUCAUCCAUGGAUUCAUAAAGGUGAACUCCCUCAGGCUCUUGCAAAUUCGCUUUGUGUUAAUUGUGAAGAAAAUAGCUGACCUUACAUACAAAAUGAAGGAAAAAUUGAUGAAAUGAAGCUUAAUGAAUGAGGUGGUGAGAAUAGUUCGCUCAUCCUGAACCAAUUCAACAGUCACAAUGUGUAAUGAAAAUAAUUUCAAAAUCAUCUGCUUCCAACUAAGGCAAAUGCAUCACUUGAUCUUAAAGGUUAAGUUUGUUUCUUGUGAAAUGAAUCUCAUUACAAACAAAUGGAUUUUUUGUUCUAAAAAAAGAUCAUUUGUUAACAAUCUCUUUAUGGGGGCAUGUCUUUCUAUUACUGUGAACAAUUUCUGAAAAUGAUUGUUUGCAUUUAAUCUUUUCAAUUUUAAAUGUUUACAUUUAAAGUUAUAGUGUAUUAAAAUUAUAGAAAAUACUACUAAAACGUCACUGGUUUCUAUAAAAAAAUAUAAAAAAACACCAUGCAUCCUAACAUUUCUUUCCUGUCUUUUUUUUCCUAUAAUAUCAACUAUAUAUUUCCACUUUUGAAAUAUUUUAAAUGAUUUUGAAAUUAAUAGUUAGUAGAUCAAAUAUUUUACAAGUAUUUCAGUUAUAAAAUAACUCCACUGUUAACCAUUAAAUACAUUUUGAUUUACUGCUAUGUUUUAAAUGCAAUAACAGUAGCUUAUUCUUCUGUAAUCUCCACAUCUGAAGGAGAAAAAUUUUUCAGGUCAGAAAAUAAUACAUGUUUGUAAUAAUGUGAUUUUAAUUGUUGCAUUUUGUAUUUGGUAAAUAUUAUAAUUUGUUCCAUUGUUCCAUUUGUCACUUUUGUUUUAGAAACAUAUUUCUCUAUAUAACUGUAAAAAUAUGGUAAUGCCUCAGAAUGAAUUUUUAUGUCCUUUCUUUUAAGUCACAGGUCACUUUUAAAGUCAUAUUCUAUACUGAAAUAAUUACCCAGCAAGGAGAAUCUAAUCUUAACAUUGACAAUAAUUUCUUAAGUGUGAUAACAGAAUAUUGUAUUUAUUGUAAAGGAAUGUCACACA
This is a messenger RNA of Pseudonaja textilis, 4389 nucleotides long. RefSeq names its product period circadian regulator 2 (gene PER2). Gene Ontology annotation, biological process: entrainment of circadian clock by photoperiod; negative regulation of transcription by RNA polymerase II; circadian regulation of gene expression. Gene Ontology annotation, cellular component: nucleus; cytoplasm. Gene Ontology annotation, molecular function: transcription corepressor binding; transcription cis-regulatory region binding. The record is from RefSeq and is a predicted model, not a curated record. Lineage: Eukaryota; Metazoa; Chordata; Lepidosauria; Squamata; Elapidae.